AUCUUGAACUUCGCAGUAGUUGUUCUUAUUCGUUUAGCUUUGCUUUUUUAAAUAGUUUAUGUCAUGGUGGUUUUGUCAAUUGAUACGCCAUAAAAUAGUGCUUCCUGUGUUUUCAAAUCUCUUUAAGUAUGAGAUUGUUAAUUUUUAUUUAUUUAUGAAAAGCUACCAAGUAAUUUAAAACUAUUAGGUAGCGGUGGCGUUGAGCAAUGAAGAUUCUUAAUAAGAAAAGUUAAUGCUCGAUUUAUUCUUUAAUCAAGUUACUUUGGAAUGUUUUAAGUGUCAAAAAUAAUAUAAAUCUUGGAGAGAAAAGGAGAAAUCAUUUUAUAUUAUGGAAUAGUAAUAUUUUAACGAAAGGUUCUUUUUGAGUGUAAAAGCAGUCAGCUUAAGUCCAGCAACCGACAGUAUAUCCCUCGAGUCGCAGCACUGAGAACUAAAUCGUCCUUUUCAGCUGAUUACGUUACCCUGACAACCAAGUAAAAGUACAACAAACGAAAGUGCUGGAAGUGCCAACAUCUUAGUAGUCCACAUCUAUAUUAAAUUGGAGUACUAGAACACCCAGAUAUUGGAUUGUAAAUAUCAGAACGCCUUUUGGAAAACUAUAGUUAAGAUGGCAUAUUCUGUGGCGCCACAUCGGGCAAACCUGGUGCUUCAAAUGCUCUUGCAGGCCAAUACCUAUGUGUCCAUGGUUUGGGCCAUGAGCUACAUGAUACACAUGCUCAUCCGACUAAAUCAUUUGUGGAACUGGGAGGGUCUAUCCAUGCUGGUGGCCUACAGCCUGGCCGUGUCCGCUGAAUCCAUGCGCUUGUACGCCGGCUACUCAGUGAACCUAUGCUCUGGAGCCACCGCCAUGUGGUUGCUGCUCACAGUGACACCCUGCAUUCAGCUACCAGCCAUGGUUUUUCUCCGCCUGUCGGCUGCCGGGCGCAGUUUAUGGCUACGCAUCAUCACGAAUGCUGUGUUUGCACUGAUGGUCUUAGAAGUAAUCGUAUCCCUGAUUCACUUUGUAAUCUGUAAACCAAGACGGAAGAUGUCAAUGCCGCCGGAAGGGGAGGAAUUGCCAAUGGAGGAGCAUCUAUCGGCCAUAGGAUCGCCUACAUCCAGUGAGCAAAAGCGACGGGUGCGACGCUCCCCGGAAUCAAAGUGAAUCAACAAGAAGCAGCAGGGGUGUAGUAAGGCUCUGAGGUUUACUUGGACAUUGGCAUAAAUAAUAAAGUAGUAUAAGCUAUUUAA
This is a messenger RNA of Drosophila eugracilis, 1230 nucleotides long. RefSeq names its product transmembrane protein 17B. Lineage: Eukaryota; Metazoa; Arthropoda; Insecta; Diptera; Drosophilidae. The transcript is spliced from 2 exons. The record is from RefSeq and is a predicted model, not a curated record. The coding region runs from base 608 to 1144 and encodes 178 amino acids.